AUGACCGUCGUUUUCGCCCGCGGAACCACAGAGGCAGGCAAUGCCGGAACCGUCGUGGGGCCACCGUUCCUCCAAGCUAUCCGGAAGCUGGCCCCAGGCCUCAGUGUUAAUAUGCAGGGCGUCCCUUACCCUGCCAAUUUUGCAGGCAUCAUGGCCGGCGGUGACAGGCAAGGCACCGCAAAAAUGGCAAACAUCAUCAAAACCCUGGCGACCGACUGCCCCAACACCGGGAUCGUCAUCUCGGGCUACUCCCAAGGUGCGAUGCUCAUGCACAACGCGGCGGCGCAGCUCGACCCAGAAACGGCCUCGCACGUCGUGGCGGCCGUCUCGUUCGGCGACCCGUUCAGACGCAGGCCCGUCAACGGCGUGGAUCAGUCGAGGACGUUGGUGGUGUGCCACGCGGGCGACAACGUCUGCCAGGGCGGCGGCAUGAUCCUCCCGGCGCAUCUCACAUAUGGGCAGGACGUUGGAAAGGCGGCCGCCUUUGUCAUGGAGGCAGCCGCAGCUGUCGUCGCGAGCAUGGGAGCUGCGCCGGCCACUGAAGCUGCGCCGGGCACUGAAGCUGUCCCGGGCGCUGGAGCUGUCCUGGGCGCUGGAGCUGUCCCGGGUACUGGAGGUGCGCCGGGCACUGAAGCUGCGCCGGGUACUGGAGCUUCCCCGGGCACUGAAGCUGCGCCGGGUACUGGAGCUGCCCCGGGCACUGAAGCUGCGCCGGGUACUGGAGCUGCCCCGGGCACUGAAGCUGCGCCGGGUACUGGAGCUGCGCCGGGCACUGAAGCUCUCCCGAGCACCGGAGCUUCGCCGGGAGCUCAAGUUGGGCCAGGACCCUGA
This is a messenger RNA of Pyricularia oryzae 70-15, 831 nucleotides long. RefSeq names its product cutinase. Gene Ontology annotation, biological process: carbohydrate catabolic process. The coding region runs from base 1 to 831 and encodes 276 amino acids. Gene Ontology annotation, molecular function: cutinase activity. The transcript has 3 exons. Lineage: Eukaryota; Fungi; Ascomycota; Sordariomycetes; Magnaporthales; Pyriculariaceae. The record is from RefSeq and is a predicted model, not a curated record. Gene Ontology annotation, cellular component: extracellular region.